Letharia columbiana is the source of this 261-nucleotide messenger RNA. RefSeq lists its product as uncharacterized. The transcript has 3 exons. The record is from RefSeq and is a predicted model, not a curated record. The coding region runs from base 1 to 261 and encodes 86 amino acids. Lineage: Eukaryota; Fungi; Ascomycota; Lecanoromycetes; Lecanorales; Parmeliaceae.
AUGCCUCACUCCAAGACACCCGGCGGCUCAGGCGCCAGCGAGAAGUUCCUGAAGCAACAAGCUGAGAAACAAGGCGAAGGUGCAUCCAAUGCGGGCGGCCAUACCGAGGGCAAGGCACCGGGAGAAGCACCCGUAGCUUCUGACUCUGGCAUCUCGGAUGUGGGAAUUGAAAAAGGGACGAACCAGCCUGGAGAGAAGGGGAUUCUUGGGCCUAAGAUGGAUCCUGUGCCUGAUAGCUCGAAAGAUACGAGGGGGGUUUGA